Molecule: messenger RNA, 1131 nt
Organism: Symbiodinium natans
Lineage: Eukaryota; Dinophyceae; Suessiales; Symbiodiniaceae
Source: the annotation of a GenBank genome assembly
AUGUUCACGCCCGUCGAGUCCGCCAUCGGCGGCAUGCUCAUUGGGCUGUCGGCAGCAAUUUCAUACUUAGUGGAUGGCCGGAUAGCUGGGGUUGCUGGCAUCCUGGGCCCAUUUCUCCGCGGCGCCACGCAGCUUCAGCCACUGACGGGAGGCCAGCUCUGGAAAAUACUUUUCUUGCUUGGCUUGGUUCUGGGAGGCUUAAUCGCCAUGGCUUGCAACCAUGAUUUCUCAUUUCCGCAAGCAGCGCCUUUCCAUGUCGUCCGCUACAUUGCCGCGGCGGUUUUUGUUGGGAUGGGCACCCGCAUCGGAAAGGGCUGUACGAGCGGCCACGGUAUAUGCGGACUUCCUAGAUUCUCGUCGAGGAGCUGGGUUGCAGUUCCUACAUUCAUGGGAAUGGCAAUUGCAACCGUUGCCCUCACGCGCCAUGCAUUCAAGUGGGAGCAGCCUCGGCCAUGGGCAGUUGCCGAGCUCCAGUGGCCUCCCAAAUGGGAGUUUCCCGUCGCAUCUUUGGGAGCUUCUGCGCUGCUGACUUUCCUCAUGCUCGCCCUGCCGACCCGCAUUCAGAGAUAUGUGUCGCCGACCCUGGCUGGCAUCAUCUUCGGUGUGGGCUUGGGCUGUGCAGGCAUGACGAGUCAAGCAAAAGUGCUGGAUUUCUUGGAUUUCGGGGGCACCUGGGAUCCUUCCCUGGCCUUUGUCAUGGGCUGUGGCAUCAUGGUUAGUGGCCCGGCCUUCCUCUACGCUGAGCGAGAGGCAAGCAAGCCCUUAUGCAGCGAUUGCAGCUACGAGAAGCCCCCGAAGCAUGGCAACUACUUUCCGCUGAUCUUGGGCGCCUGCUUCUUCGGCAUAGGCUGGGGCCUCAUUGGGAUCUGCCCGGGACCGGCAAUUGCGGGUGUGGUGCCGUACCUGGUUGAUGGCGACGGGCCGGGUUUCUCCUUCGGCUUGGCCUUCGUGGUGAUCUGCCUGACCUGGCUUAUCACCGAUCGUGUGGUUGUGUACUUGGAGAAGAAGCCAGCUGCGGCGCAAGCGCCGCAGGCCUCUGACAUUGAGAAAACGAGCCCGCAGCCAGUUGAUGAGCAGAAAGCGGAGGAGAAGGCUGAGGAUGAGAAUGAAGUGUUUGAGGCGGCUAUCUGA